AUGUCUUCGUUUGCCACCAUACCCAAGACCAUGAAAGCCGUCGUCACCGAAAAGACCGGAGGCCCUGAUGUUCUCAGGUUUACGACGGAUCAACCCGUCCCGACGCCCAAAGAGAACGAAGUGCUGGUCAAGAACCAUCUUGUUGGCGUCAACUAUAUCGAUAUCUACUUCCGCACGGGUCUCUACCCGGCACCCAAACCCGAAAUUGGUGGGCGUGAGGCUGUCGGCGAGAUCGUAGCUACAGGCUCCAAAGCUACCAAAUAUGGGUUGAAGGCUGGGGAUCGUGUCGUGUGGCUGGGUGUGUCAGCGUAUGCAGAGUAUUCCGCCGUGGCAGUGGAUAAGGUGAUCAAGGUGCCCAGCGGGGUAUCAGACGAAGAUGCAGUGGCAGGUAUGCUGCAGGGUUUGACUGUGGUUGGACUGGUGGAAGAAGCGUACAAGGUGAAACGGGGCGACACGGUGCUGGUACACGCCGCAGCCGGUGGUGUUGGCUUGAUCCUUGUGCAGGUUCUCAAGAGGAUCGGGGCGCGGGUUGUUGCUACGGCUGGAGGAGAGGAGAAAUGCAAGUGGGCAAAGGACGCUGGAGCAGAUGUAGUCAUUGAUUACCGGAAGCCCGGUGUUGACUGGGUUAAAGAGGUCACGACGGCUACGAACGGGGAGCUUUGCGAAGCUGUAUACGACGGGGUUGGGAAGGAUACGUUUGAUGGCAGUCUAGAGGUGACCAAGAGGAAGGGGACUCUUGUCAGCUUCGGGAAUGCCAGUGGUGCGGUUCCACCAUUUGCCAUCUCGUGA
Fonsecaea monophora is the source of this 789-nucleotide messenger RNA. RefSeq lists its product as hypothetical. Gene Ontology annotation, molecular function: quinone reductase (NADPH) activity; zinc ion binding. The coding region runs from base 1 to 789 and encodes 262 amino acids. Gene Ontology annotation, cellular component: cytoplasm. The record is from RefSeq and is a predicted model, not a curated record. Gene Ontology annotation, biological process: cellular response to oxidative stress. The transcript has a single exon. NCBI's taxonomy places the organism in Eukaryota, Fungi, Ascomycota, Eurotiomycetes, Chaetothyriales, Herpotrichiellaceae.